CCCUUGUGGUCUAUUUCUUGAUUUGUCAGAAGUCUUCAUUAUCAGUCAUCGCUUCUUCACUUCCUCUCUUCAGCUUCUCACUCUCAUUUCUUCUUCCUUCUCUUCCAGAGCCUCCACCUUCAAGGAGAAGAAGAAGGGGGAAAUGGCGAAUAAGGUCUCCAAUUUCUCCGAUCUGAUUCAACGAGUUACAGCCUCUUGUCUGCUUCAUCCACUCGCCGCCGUCCGUCAGGAUUCCGGGGAGAUCGCUGGCAAGAAUCGCCAAGGACAUGAGGCGAGUUACGAUUCCGAUGAGCUCGAGGAUGAUGAGGAGGCGGGGGAAGUAGAGGACGAGUGGAGUAAGGAAGGGAUUAGGGCACGGGAAGUGCCGAAGGGAGAGUUAGUCGGAGUGGAGAAACUAGUGGAGAUGGAGAUUCUGAUGAACGAAGUCUUCGAUGUCGUUUCGACUAUGAAAAAGGCGUAUGUGAACCUGCAAGAUGCGCAUUGUCCUUGGGACCCGGAGAGGAUGAGAGUGGCCGAUGUUGCAGUUGUGGCGGAGUUGCGGAGGCUAGGGGUUUUAAGAGAAAGGUUUCGCCGGAGUUUGAUUGUUCAUGGCUCUGGAGGCGGACGCGGGCGUAGGAGAAACGGCGUAGUCGGGAUGCUGAAGGAGGUUGUUGCUCCGUACGAGGCGGCCAUGGAGGAACUGAAGAAGGAGGUGAAGUCCAGAGAUGUGGAGGUUGAGAAUCUCAAGGAGAAGCUUAAGAACUCUAUGGCACUUGCCAAGGGCAGCAGCUAUGGCGGCAAGAAAGGAAGAUCUCAGUCAAAGAGGAAGGUCAGCUGCAGUUUUGGUCAAGUGGCGGCAUCCCCUGUCCCUGAGCUGUUCGAGGCCACAAUGAGCCAAGUCAAGGAAGCCUCCAAAGCCUUCACGUCUCUCUUGCUCUCUCUUAUGCGCUCUGCUCAUUGGGACAUUGCAGCUGCAGUCCGUUCUAUAGAAUCAGCUAUCUCUGAGAGUGACAAUACCUACCUUGAUACUGUUGCCACCACUCACCAUGCCAAGUUUGCUCUUGAAUCUUACAUUUCCCGCAAGAUUUUCCAUGGUUUCGAUCACGAAACUUUCUACAUGGAUGGCAGCCUCUCCUCACUGCUAAACCCCGAGCAGUUUCGGCGGGAUUGUUUCACCCAAUAUCGUGACAUGAAAGCCAUGGACCCUGCUGAACUUCUCGGAAUCUUACCAACUUGCCAUUUUGGCAAAUUCUGCUCCAAGAAGUAUCUUUCCAUUGUUCACCCCAAAAUGGAGGAGUCCUUGUUUGGAGACUCGGAGCAGCGUCGACAAAUCUUGGCUGGUAACCACCCUAGGAGUCAAUUCUAUGCUGAGUUCUUGGGGCUGUCCAAGGCAGUCUGGCUGCUUCAUCUGCUAGCAUUCUCACUUGACCCAUCUCCGAGCCAAUUCGAGGCAAGUAGAGGAGCCGAAUUCCACGCGCAGUACAUGGAAAGUGUGGUGAAAUUACCAUGUGGACGGGCAACAGCUUCUUUGACUGUGGGAUUUCCAGUUAGUCCUGGGUUUAAGUUGGGUAAUGGUUCAGUCAUCAAAGCCAGGGUUUUCUUAGUUUCCAGGAGUUAAGGUAUUUUUGUGGCAUUACUUACUGUCUUCGCUUGCCCAGAACUUACAUGUUAUGCAUGCAUCAUAGUCUGGCUAAAACAAAAACAAGGAUAAUAAUUGACAUGGACGGUAAAAGAAAGCAAUCAUCAUUGCCCCACCUUUUCCUUUGAGUUGCAAGUUUGAAUCUCCCUUUCUUAUCUGUAAUGUAGUAAUUAAAAGAAUGACUUUGGUUGGUCAUUCAUGUUUAUAGACUUGUAUGGUUAUGCUCUAUUGUGACAAUAUAUAUGCAACAAGCUCUCUCUUCCCU
Molecule: messenger RNA, 1883 nt
Organism: Cucurbita pepo subsp. pepo (vegetable marrow)
Lineage: Eukaryota; Viridiplantae; Streptophyta; Magnoliopsida; Cucurbitales; Cucurbitaceae
Gene: GIL1
Product: glucose-6-phosphate isomerase, putative (DUF641)
Biological process (GO): response to red or far red light; negative gravitropism
Source: RefSeq, a predicted model, not a curated record